UAAAAGUGAAAAGAAUGGUGUCCCAAAGAUUCCGUUACCUUGGCAUUCUCGCAGGCAUCUUGGGAUGGUUGGGAGUCAUCAUUGCAUGUAGCCUGCCUAAGUGGAGCAUGACUGCAUUCAUUGGCACAAACAUUGUGACAGCGCAGUUAUCUUGGCAGGGACUUUGGAAAGCAUGUGAAGUGAAGAUCACCGGAACGAUGAGAUGCACAGCUUAUGACACAUUGCUGGACCUCAACAAGGACCUCCUGGCUAUCAGAGCAAUGGUCCUCAUCUCUAUUUUGGCUGGUUUUUUUGGAAUAGUGAUGUCUGGCAUUGGUGGGAUGUGCAACAAAUUCAUUACGGAUGCGCGUGUUAAAUCUAUUGCAUGCAUAAUUGCUGGAGUGGCAUUUAUAUUCUCGGGUGUGCUAUGUAUGAUCCCGGUAUCCUGGACAGCCUACAGCAUCAUUGCAGAUUAUAAAAAUCCCAUAUUGAUGUUUGCACUGCGGAGGCAAUUAGGAACUUCCUUGUACAUUGGUUGGGGAUCUGCAGGUCUUCUGCUAUUUGGGGGAGUGCUGCUCUGCUUCAACUGUCCUCUCAAAGAGCACAUCUACAACCAAAACAACUCCAGUGCAAGAAUAACCACUAUCUCCAGGAAUCCGCCGCUUUACGCAGCAAAGACAAUUCUAUAUUCCUAAAUGACUAAAUUUAUGCAAUCUUUCAUCUUAUAUCAAAAGAAUGAUUGUUACUGAAAGCAAAAACAAUACAGUGGUACAUUCUGCAUUAGGGAGCUAAUCAUUCAUCAACAUAAUUUUGUGAUUUGCUUGACAAUGGCACCAAUAAAUGCAUAUGCAGUCCAGUGCAAAAGCAAUAGGAUUAUUUUGAUGUGGAUCUUCCCCUUGCUUAUACUGUAUUAUUCUCCCCAGAAGAGUGAAGGUAAUUGGAACUUGGCUGUAGGUUUUGUGUUUAUUUAGACACACAAGCAAUAGUCAAAAUUCGAGCACUAAUGUUGAACAAGAAGGUCUGUUGCUUGAGAACUUCCACACCAACAUUGGCAAAUCAAGUAUUUAUGUUCUCAUGAGCACGGUAAUUCUGGAAGUUGAGUUGAGUUGGAAAGUAAUUGACCUGUAGAAGAUGUUACUUUUUGUGUUGUUAAUGUUUUUCUUUUUAAAAAAUUGUUUUGGUUUUUAUGUGCAUAAACAAUUAUAGUAUAUAGUAUAUAGCAGUGGUUCCCACCCUUUUAUUUUUUCAGGAGACCCCUAUUUUAACAUUGUAAAAUUAUAACGAUCCCCAUGCACCUCAAUUCAAACACAGUAGCAGACACAUUUCAUUCAAUGUCGGUUGUCUAAGUUUUUUAAUAAAUGCAAAAACAGCAGAAUGGAAACAAUUAGCUGCAGCUUGCAGCUAUUCAUAACAAACUUUUUUCCCAACAACAGGUUUUUCAUAAACCUGAUGAACAAAUAACAGGAGCAAAUUCAAAUAAAUCUACAUGAAUAUCAUUUAAUAAGAGAAUUAAAGUAUUGUAAUUAAAGUAUUAUAAUUAAAGUAUUAUUGUAUAAAUUUGUUUUUAAUUCUAAAAACUGAAAACAUACAUUAGUUAAAACAAAACAAUAACCAAUGCAUAAUAACUAUUAGCAUAUUUUAUGUGUUUUUUCUUGCCUUUUCUUGUAUUUCUUAUUUAGUUAAGCCCUUAUUUAUUUGUCAAAGGCUAUUUAAUGUGAACUCUGGGCCUGCAUAUCUAAGGCCAAAGAUUGGAUACAGAUUACACACUUAAUUCUCACCUUGUCCAUUACUUCAGUGAAACCAAAUUCAAGAUAACUGUCCAAAUAUAUCCUUGUUUUCUUUUUAGCUUAUUAAUUUUAAAUUCAUAUACCAUCUACCAUAUUUUCUCUUUGCUUUAAAACUACGUUUGUACGUUUCCACUCUCGCAAUAUGCUG
Molecule: messenger RNA, 1914 nt
Organism: Silurus meridionalis
Lineage: Eukaryota; Metazoa; Chordata; Actinopteri; Siluriformes; Siluridae
Product: claudin-4-like
Exons: 1
Coding region: 15-674 (219 amino acids)
Biological process (GO): cell adhesion; bicellular tight junction assembly
Cellular component (GO): plasma membrane; bicellular tight junction
Molecular function (GO): structural molecule activity
Source: RefSeq, a predicted model, not a curated record